UUCAAUUAAAUUGAGAUACUUCUAAGAUACGUAUCUGAGAAGUAUUUUAAUAUCUGUGUUUAAACCAAGACCGGUGCGUAUUCAUCCAUGGGAAGUUGUGUAUCAACGCAAGGUAAACAUGGCGGGCGAAAGAAAUCAAAGGAUCAUCAUAUCAACACCAAACACAAAAUAAAUGAUCAAAACCAUGAGCCUAACACACCAACAACGCGUAGAUCAAGUGUGACAGGGCGUAGAUCAAGCGUGACAUCACGUCAACUUAACGUGGUAACGAAUCCAAGUCCAGGAAACAUAUUUGAUAAAUAUGAAUUAGGAAAAGAGCUUGGGAGAGGUGAAUUUGGUGUGACACACCGUUGCGUGGAACUUAAAACGGGUGAGGCGUUUGCGUGUAAGAAGAUAGCGAAGACAAAGCUGAGGACCGAGAUUGAUAUUCAAGAUGUGAGGAGAGAGGUUCAGAUUAUGAGGCAUUUGCCUGAACAUCCUAAUAUUGUGGCAUUUAGAGAAGCUUAUGAAGAUAGAGAUGCUGUUUAUCUUGUUAUGGAAUUGUGUGAAGGUGGUGAACUUUUUGAUAGGAUUGUUGCUAAAGGUCAUUAUACAGAAAGAGCUGCUGCUAAUGUUGCCAAAACCAUUCUUGAAGUUUGCAAGGUGUGCCAUGAACAUGGUGUGAUACAUAGGGACUUAAAACCUGAAAAUUUCUUAUUUGCAGAUGGAAGUGAAGCAGCUUCACUUAAGGCAAUUGAUUUUGGCCUUUCCACUUUCUAUGUAAAUGGUGAUAGAUUCAAUGAAAUCGUUGGAAGUCCAUAUUACAUGGCUCCUGAGGUUUUAAGACGUAACUAUGGACCGGAGAUCGAUAUCUGGAGCACAGGAGUUAUUCUUUAUAUUUUGCUCUGUGGAGUUCCACCUUUCUGGGCAGAAACUGAAGAAGCCAUUGCACAAGCGAUUAUCCGGGGUAAUGUAGAUUUCACAAGAGAUCCUUGGCCUAAAGUUUCAGAGGAAGCAAAAUACCUUGUGAAGCGCAUGCUUGAUCCAAAUCCAUUCUCAAGAAUCACAGUUCAAGAAGUUCUUGAUCAUUCUUGGAUACAAAAUAGGGAGCAUGGUAAAAAUGUUUCUCUUGGAGACCAAGUGAGGUCGAGGAUCAAACAAUUCUCCUUGAUGAACAGAUUCAAAAAGAAAGUCCUUAGAGUGGUGGCUGAUAACUUGCCAGAUGAACAAAUCGACGGGUUUAGGAAAAUGUUUGAUAUGAUGGACAAAGACAAAAAUGGACACUUAACAUUUGAAGAGCUCAAAGAUGGCUUUGCAGAGAUCGGAAACGUUAUUCCUGAUCCCGAUCUUCAAAUGUUAAUGGAUGCUGCAGAUUUUGAUGGAAAUGGCACCUUGAAUUGUGAAGAGUUCAUCACAAUGAGUGUUCACAUGAGAAGGCUUGGAAAUGAUGAGCAUCUCACAGAAGCAUUCAAUUUCUUUGACAAGAAUAAGAGUGGAUAUGUUGAGUUUGAUGAGUUGAAAGAUGCCUUAUCAGAUAAUGGUUCGACCGAUGACCAAGUGAUCAGAGACAUUCUCAACGAUGUCGACUUGGAUAAGGAUGGUCGAGUAAGUUUUGAGGAAUUUAAGGCAAUGAUGAAGACAGGAGGAGAUUGGAAAAUGGCAUCAAGACAAUAUUCAAAAGCAUUUCUAAAUGCAUUAAGCUUCAGAAUGUUUAAAGACAAAUCUACGGGAGUAGCAACUAACUAAACUAAAUUAACUGAAUUUCUAUAAAGCAGAUUACUGUACCACUAAUUAUUCAGCAGCAUGCAAAUAAAUAUGUUGCAAUAUUUUGAGUUGUGUCCAGUUUGAAAGUGUAAA
Messenger RNA from Medicago truncatula (barrel medic), 1836 nucleotides. RefSeq names its product calcium-dependent protein kinase 24. The record is from RefSeq and is a predicted model, not a curated record. The transcript is spliced from 8 exons. NCBI's taxonomy places the organism in Eukaryota, Viridiplantae, Streptophyta, Magnoliopsida, Fabales, Fabaceae. Bases 88 to 1725 code for a protein of 545 amino acids. Gene Ontology annotation, biological process: protein phosphorylation. Gene Ontology annotation, molecular function: calcium ion binding; ATP binding; protein kinase activity.